This is a messenger RNA of Harpegnathos saltator (Jerdon's jumping ant), 1359 nucleotides long. RefSeq lists its product as uncharacterized. The record is from RefSeq and is a predicted model, not a curated record. Bases 458 to 1279 code for a protein of 273 amino acids. The transcript is spliced from 5 exons. Lineage: Eukaryota; Metazoa; Arthropoda; Insecta; Hymenoptera; Formicidae.
ACCAAAGGUAUGAGUCAUAUAUGUAUAAUUCAAAAACCGCUGCUGUUACAAUGAAUCACACGUGACUCACUGACGAGAUAACUAGCAGUACGCGCCUCAUUAUCAUCAAACUAAUCGCCUAACCGUGACGUCUGUCGCGUGUGUAGCUGAAGAUCGGAAUUGCAACUCGGAAUAUGCAAUUAGAGGGAGAAACUCGUGUGACGCUUCUUCUCUGAGUGUCGCGUGUAUUCGACGAAGUUUCGCCUUCUCCACCUCCUCCCUCCCCCUUCCAUGCAACAUGCAGCAUGCAGCUGUAACUGCAACUGCAACUCCAACUGCACGGGGAGGGGAGGAGACGAAAUUCCACAGGGCCCAUUUUCCGUGUAGCGCAGCGCAGCGCAGCGAGUCGAGCGGAGCGGAACAGCGCAGCGACUAACACCGCGAUCCGGAAUCUUUUGCAGGCAUCGUCGCCCUACGCAUGACAUCCCUGCAGAUACCGGAGCACGUUGUACUGAAUGAGACGGUGCGCAUGCAGUGCAACUUCAACCUGGACAAAGAGCUAUUGUACUCGGUGAAGUGGUACAAGGACGGCCACGAAUUUUAUCGCUAUGUGCCGAGAGACGCGCCCGUGGUGCUGACGUUCCCGGUGCCCGGUGUGAACGUGAACACGCACGAUUCCACCGAGAGUUCGGUCGUCCUGAACAACGUGAAUCUCACCAGCUCGGGAAGGUAUCGGUGCGAGGUGUCGGCCGAGGCUCCCGCCUUUCAGACCGUCUCUGAUCACGCGGACAUGACCGUGGUCGUUCUACCUAACGAAGGACCGCAGAUAACCGGUGGUCGUUCCAAGUAUCAGGUGGGCGAUGUCGUUCGCAUGGACUGCACGUCGGCACCUUCUAAACCAGCUGCGCUGUUGUCCUGGUUCAUCAACGACGAGCCGGCCGACGCCGACUACCUGAUAGGGCCUCACCUCGACGUCGACAAGAACGGUUUGGAGACCGCGGCGCUCGGUUUGGAGUUCCGCGUCGCGAACAAGCACUUCAGGCGGGGCGACAUGAAGCUAAAGUGCUUGGCCACAAUAGCCACGGUCUAUCUGCAGAGCAACGAGGAGAGCGUGGAAGGUGACGAGAGCGAUCUGAAGACGCCCGCGAUGGAGAGUCGCGAGACCCGGGCGCAGAGUCACACUCGCGAGGACCUGACGAACGGGUCCGCGGAAGCCGCAGUCCAAUGGACAACCCAGCUCGUCGUCGCUGCCGUCGCCGCCACCAUCACCCUGAUCACAACGAUCGUCGUCAUACGAUAAUAACGACGGGCGGACCUUUCUGUUUUUUUUUUCUCACGUUGCUUCCCCUAAUCAUAUUAAACGUUUUAGGAUCAGUUUCA